UCAAACCAUAAAUAAUUUAGUAAAUCAGAUGUGAACUAUGCUAUUUUUGUGAGUCUUAUUAUUGCCAAAUAAGAUAACUCCCGAUACUAAAGGAUGUCCUUACAUUAAUUAAAGCAUGCCUCGCCCUUUAAAAACCAAGUUAUUAUCUCUAGUUUUGACCAAUCUCCAAUUUCAGUGCAACAUCAAAAACCAAAAGGAAUUCAUUGUUAAUUUUUCAUACACAAAGCAUAGUUUAUUACAAUGGCUGAGGAUCCACAAGAUGUAGCUGACCGAGAGCGUAUUUUCAAGCGCUUUGAUGCCAAUGGCGAUGGCCAAAUCUCUUCGGCAGAGCUUGGCGAAGCACUAAAAACACUUGGAUCAGUGACUGUAGAUGAAGUGACAAGAAUGAUGGAGGAGAUUGAUACUGAUGGAGACGGAUUCAUUUCGUAUGAGGAGUUCACGGAAUUUGCAAAGGCCAACCGUGGUCUAGUCAAAGAUGUCGCCAAGAUUUUUUAAGUUUUUUUCACACCUUCGACCUACCUUUGUUGGUUAAUUUCAUUAGAAUUUUUUUAAGAAAAAAGGUCAUUAUGUUUGUGUAUGAUUUCUAUAUACAUUAUGACAUUGAUAUGUUCAUUAAUUUCAUAAUGUUACACUCUUGGAUAUUUGUCAAGUUAGAAAUAUUUUAAUAGAUGUAUGAUUUUCUAUUGUGAUUGCUUUCAAUUUUUACAUGUUAAUUUGGUUUGAG
Molecule: messenger RNA, 724 nt
Organism: Trifolium pratense (red clover)
Lineage: Eukaryota; Viridiplantae; Streptophyta; Magnoliopsida; Fabales; Fabaceae
Product: polcalcin Nic t 1
Exons: 1
Coding region: 241-495 (84 amino acids)
Molecular function (GO): calcium ion binding
Source: RefSeq, a predicted model, not a curated record